UGGAACUUGCCAACAAAAAUAUAAUGUUUUUUUUUAAUUUUCAAUAAAAACAGUAGACAGCAUCUUUUUAAAGUGUAGAAAUAACAGAUAAGAGUGUAUAACAGAGAAAGAAAAUUAAGAUACCCAGAGAAAGAGAGAGAAAAUGAUAACAAAACAACCAAUGAAAUGUCAAUUUGAUAGAUGAAAAUCUCUACUAAAAAAAAUAAAGUUAAAUUGUCAUUUAGCGCCAUGACAUGUUGAUUGAAAUAAACAUUUGUUUGUUUUUGGAGUAAUCAACUUGUUGGUUGUUACUCCAACAUAAUUUUUGAUUACGUGUGUGAUCUGCAUCUGCGCCACCGAGACACACAACACACAACACACGUUGAUUAAAUAUCAAAAAAAAUAUAAUUAUUUAAUGAAAAUUAAGUUUCAAACCAAUCUAGAAAAUUGUGAAAACAAUUAAGGUCUACUCUGAGUCUGGUAAAAACUGGUCUGAUAAAUUUUAUAAAAAGCAUAUAUAAUCAACAACAUGGAGCUACAGUGUGCUAUACAAAAUUAUCAUUGGGGAAAAAAAGGUUUAUUAAGUAGUGUUGCAAGAUUAAUUAAAGCAUCAAAUCCAAAUAUUGCUAUUGAUGACAAUAAACCAUAUGCUGAAUUAUGGAUGGGAACACAUCCAAGUGGUCCAUCAUCAAUUAGAAAAACAAAUGAAUCAUUGGUUGAAUUUAUCAACAAUAAUAAUGAUGUACUUGGUGAUGAAGUUAAAAAAACAUUUGGUGAUUCAUUGCCAUUUUUAUUUAAAAUAUUAUCAAUAGCUACAUCAUUGUCUAUUCAAGCUCAUCCAGAUAAGAAAAGAGCUGAAAUAUUAAAUAAACUUCAGCCAAAUGUUUACAAGGAUCCAAAUCAUAAACCAGAAAUUGCAAUUGCAUUGACUAAAUUUGAGGCACUUUGUGGUUUUCGUCCUGUAUCAGAAAUACAAUAUUUUUUAAAAUCAGUACCAGAAUUAUGUAUGGUUAUUGGUGAUGAUAUUGCCAAUGAAUUUAUUGGUUCUGAUGAGGCUAAUUGUAGAAUUAAUUUACGUAAAUGUCUUGAGGGUCUUUUGACACAUCAUGCUGAUUCAACAGCUGAUAGAUUGAAAAAUUAUUUGGAGAGAUUAAGACAAAUGGAUGAGUGUAGUAGAGAAGAAAUGAAUGCUCAUUUAUUUGAACGACUUCAUGCUGAUUUUCCAGGUGAUGUUGGUUGUUUUGGAAUAUAUUUUUUCAACUAUGUUACUUUGAAACCUGGUGAAGCUAUUUAUUUAAGUCCAGAUGAACCACAUGCUUAUCUCAGUGGUGAUUGUGUUGAGUGUAUGGCUUGUUCAGAUAAUGUUGUUCGUGCUGGUUUAACUCCAAAAUUAAAAGAUGUACCAACACUUGUUGAAAUGUUAACAUACAAAUGUGAGCCUGGUUUUGAAAAAUAUUUUAAAAGUACAAAAAUUGAUGAAUUUACUGAAAUAUUUAGACCACCAAUUAAAGAUUUUGCUGUUGCUAAAAUUGAGAUUUUAUCUUCCACAACAACAUACACAUUAUCACCUCAAAAUUCAGCUGGUAUAUUGAUUAUUAUUGAAGGAAAAAUUCAAGUUAAUUCAAAUAUUUAUAAUGAAGGUUCUGUUUUGUUUAUCAAAUCAAAAGAACAAUUAAAUUUAAAAAUACUAAGUGAAAAUAAAAGAACCCUUAUGUUUGAAGCAUUUGCUAAUGUUUGA
Messenger RNA from Aphidius gifuensis, 1717 nucleotides. RefSeq names its product mannose-6-phosphate isomerase-like. Gene Ontology annotation, molecular function: zinc ion binding; mannose-6-phosphate isomerase activity. The transcript is spliced from 6 exons. Lineage: Eukaryota; Metazoa; Arthropoda; Insecta; Hymenoptera; Braconidae. Gene Ontology annotation, biological process: GDP-mannose biosynthetic process; carbohydrate metabolic process. The record is from RefSeq and is a predicted model, not a curated record. The coding region runs from base 509 to 1717 and encodes 402 amino acids. Gene Ontology annotation, cellular component: cytosol.